Molecule: messenger RNA, 3232 nt
Organism: Saimiri boliviensis boliviensis (Bolivian squirrel monkey)
Lineage: Eukaryota; Metazoa; Chordata; Mammalia; Primates; Cebidae
Gene: SNX16
Product: sorting nexin 16
Biological process (GO): early endosome to late endosome transport; protein targeting to lysosome; endosome to lysosome transport
Cellular component (GO): early endosome; late endosome
Molecular function (GO): phosphatidylinositol binding
Source: RefSeq, a predicted model, not a curated record
UGGGCCCGGCAGCAGGGCAGAGGCUGUCUGAGGCGGGGAGCAGCUGCUUUCGGGGCGGGGGUGGGGGGGUGUCACGUGAGGCUUCUCGCCGCUGAGGGAAGAGGCGAAAAGCUGCGGUGGAGGAGAGUCGGGUUUAACCGUCCACGGGAAGCGCGCUUGUUCAGGAUCGCGGAGUGGGCUGAGUGAAUUCCUAAGAAGAAAAUAAUGGAUUGUAUAUUAGUUGUUCUCUGAGUGUUUGGACUCAACAGUGUGCAAGCUUGUUCAAAAGCCAAAAGAAGAUGGCAACUCCUUAUGUCCCAGUUCCUAUGCCCAUAGGAAACACUGCUUCCAGUUUUACAAACAGCAGAAAUCAAAGAAGUUCUUCUUUUGGCAGUGUCUCAACAAGCUCAAACUCUUCUAAAGGCCAGUUAGAAGACUCAAAUAUGGGUAAUUUUAAACAGACAAGUGUUCCUGAUCAAAUGGAAAAUACUUCAUCUGUCUGUAGCAGUCCCCUCAUUAGGACUAAAUUUACAGGUGCAGCUUCUUCCAUUGAGUAUUCUGCUAGAGGAAGAGAAACUGAAGAACAAAAUCCUGAAACCGUGAAUUGGGAAGAUAGACCUUCUACACCUACUAUACUGGGUUAUGAAGUGAUGGAAGAAAGAGCUAAAUUUACUGUGUAUAAAAUACUAGUAAAGAAAACCGCAGAAGAAAGCUGGGUAGUUUUCAGAAGAUACACUGACUUCUCCAGGCUUAAUGACAAAUUAAAAGAGAUGUUUCCAGGUUUUCGACUAGCACUUCCUCCAAAACGCUGGUUUAAAGAUAAUUACAAUGCCGACUUUUUAGAAGAUAGACAAUUAGGAUUGCAAGCUUUUCUUCAAAAUUUAGUAGCUCACAAGGACAUUGCUAACUGCCUUGCAGUGAGAGAAUUUCUUUGUUUGGAUGAUCCACCGGGUCCAUUUGAUAGCCUAGAAGAAAGCAGGGCAUUUUGUGAAACUUUAGAAGAGACUAACUACCGCUUACAAAAAGAACUACUUGAAAAACAAAAGGAGAUGGAAUCACUAAAGAAACUGCUUAAUGAGAAGCAACUUCAUAUAGACACUUUAGAGAAAAGAUUCAGAACAAUGUCUUUAGAACCUAAAGAAUCACUGGACGUGUCAGAAACAGAAGGUGAACAGAUCCUAAAGGUGGAGUCCUCUGCACUUGAGGUUGAUCAGGAUGUCCUGGAAGAAGAAUCUAGAGCUGAUAAUAAACCAUGCUUAAGUUUUAGUGAACCUGAGUAUGCUGUAUCAGAGAUAGAAGUAGCAGAAGUGGCGUAUGAUGCUGAAGAAGACUAAUACACCACAAGCAGUCCCCUCCAUUUAGACGAUUCAGCAAAUUUAGAAGAGUGGCAAAUACUAUCUUAAAAGAAAAAAAGAACUGUAAAAUAUACAGAAAAAGCAAGAAUGCACAUGUAUGAAGUUUAUGUAAAGAAGUUUUUUUAAGUUAUUGGGAUAGGAAAUGUAUUCACUGCUGCUUUAUAAUUGUGUUUUAUCCAAUUAUAUUUAAUACACUAAAAAAAAUCUUGUUAGAAUUCUGUUAUCAAGGCCCACAUUCUUAAAUACUGUGCAUAAAUUAUUAUGGCGUUUUGCCUAUAUGUUGCUCCAAACUGCUGUGUAUAUAUAUAUAUAUAUGUAUGUGUUAAAUCACCAAUUAUAUUAAUCAAAUGGAAAUUAAUUGCUUGUUACUAUCUGGGUGAUAGAUACUUCUUUAUAUCUCUGACAUGACAUAUUUUGAUUAAUGGUUUAAAUCAGUGACCAUCAUAGUAAAGAUAGAAUUUAGUUGAGUUUCUAGUGUUUACAUGUUUACCAUCUGUAAAUAAAAUUUGCUUAUGUGAAAUGUUAAUGCUAAGGGGAAAAAAAUUACUAUCUAGCACCAAAGGAAAACUACUUGAAAGGGCUGCGGUCAUAUAGCUAAAGUGAUAAACUAGCCUUGAUUUUAAAAGCUGAUUCAUUAAUAUCAGAAUACUUUAAUAAGUGUAAUGGUUAUUAAUAUGUUAUAUUUGUUUAGUUUCCACAUAAUCUUUACAUCUACCUAGAUUUAGUGAGUUUGCCUCUUUCAGAAUACUACCUCUUUUUGUUAAUCAAGGCAUAUUCUUUUGAAAAUAUAGAGUCUAAAUAAAUAGGGUCUUAUACAAAAAAGAAAACAAAAUAAAAAGCCAUAUAUACUGCAAAGUUCCUAACUGGCUUGACUCCUGGCAUUGCAUUUUUAUUUCUAUAUAUGUGAAGAUGUUAUUAUACUGUAUUAUGGCUGAUUUUCUUUUUAACGUAUUUAGCCAAGUGAUGCACUUUAUGAUAAUUAAACUCUUUUGUGCCAAGUUUCAUUGGUGGAUUUCUUUAGUAAGUAGAGUUAGGAGAAAGAAUUAUGUAGUGCCUUUACUAUUUCACUUUCUACAAAAGUCUCCUAGGGUCUGUGAGUCAGCUUUAUGAAAAAAUGUUUAUUUCAGGUUUAUGUACAGUAAUUGAAAGUGCCUUGUUUCAUUUUUAUAGUGUGAAGUUACUCAUUUAUUUUCUGUUUUCACUAUUUUGCAUAUUGCUGUUAAUACGCAUUGUAAUAAUGCUGGCAUUUUGCAAUCCCAGUCGGUAUGCUUUCUAAAAACUGAGGGAAACUUACUGGGGAAAUAGAAUAACAAUCUCCAUUUUUUUUUUAACUAUCUAAAAGUUUAUCAGUAUCUUGAUGUACAUAUUAAGAUGUGGCUGUUUAAAACUCUACUGACAUAUAUCAACACAUCCAAUGGCUGUUGUUAACCUUUGAAGUAAAAAGGAAACUACUUUUUUACCAAAUAACCAAAAAUUUUUAAAGUCUUUGUCAGAGUGCACAGGUAUGCUCUGAGAACAUUUUCCAAAAAGUGUAUUAGAAAUAUGUUUACUUAGAGACAGAUAUGAAUAUAACAAAUUGAUCUGCUUAUUAAAAUUAUUCUAGACUUGCAAAAGGCUUAAAAAGAACAAUCAUUUAGUCAGUACAAUUUUGAAUCUUAUAUAACAGAUCUUUGCCAAAUUCUAGAUAUUGUAGUAUUGCCUGUCUGCUCUAAAGUAAACCACCCACUUUUUCAAUCUGGCUUUUCAGAAGAUUGUAUGUAAAGCUUUGCAAGAGUGAAGAAAAAAAAAAUCUGUUAAUUAGGUAAACCACUAUUAUUUAUAUUUAUAAUUUACCUUUUUUUACUUUUAUAAUGCAUUUCACUCCCGGUAUUAUGUUCAUUUAAUAAAUUAUUUUUUCA